Messenger RNA from Erpetoichthys calabaricus (reedfish), 2976 nucleotides. It is a transcript of the gene sh3gl1b, whose product is annotated as SH3-domain GRB2-like 1b. Lineage: Eukaryota; Metazoa; Chordata; Cladistia; Polypteriformes; Polypteridae. The record is from RefSeq and is a predicted model, not a curated record. The transcript has 10 exons. Gene Ontology annotation, biological process: synaptic vesicle uncoating. Bases 134 to 1252 code for a protein of 372 amino acids. Gene Ontology annotation, molecular function: protein binding. Gene Ontology annotation, cellular component: presynapse; cytoplasm; glutamatergic synapse.
UUGGUUGCCAUGUAAUUUCCUGCCGCUGGACUGGAGCGAAGGCAGAGCGAGCGGACCAGACGGGCUUAAGGGCUCUCAGUGUGACUGACUUGACUGUGCGUACACCGCUCUGCCCCGUAGCACUUCAGGCAAGAUGUCGGUGGCCGGCCUCAAGAAGCAGUUUUACAAGGCUAGCCAGCUGGUCAGUGAGAAGGUGGGUGGAGCUGAGGGCACCAAGCUCGAUGAAGACUUCAAGGAAAUGGAAAGAAAGGUGGACGUGACCAGUAAGGCUGUGUCAGAAAUGAUUGCUAGAACCUCUGAGUAUCUGCAGCCAAACCCAGCAUCAAGAGCCAAGCUGUCUAUGCUCAACACAGUAUCCAAAAUUCGUGGGCAGGUCAAGAAUCCUGGCUAUCCACAACCUGAGGGACUUCUGGGGGAAUGUAUGCUGAAGUAUGGCAAAGAGCUAGGAGAGGACAAUAAUUUUGGUGCUGCCCUUGUGGAUGCUGGAGAGACUAUGAAGCGACUGGCUGAGGUGAAGGACUCUUUGGAUAUUGAAGUAAAGCAAAACUUUAUUGACCCUCUGCAGAACCUAUGCGACAAAGACCUCAAGGAGAUCCAGCAUCACCUAAAAAAACUGGAGGGUCGUAGGCUAGACUAUGAUUACAAGAAGAAGCGUCAGGGUAAAAUCCCAGAUGAGGAGGUGCGCCAAGCCCUGGAAAAAUUUGAUGAAUCCAAGGAAGUUGCAGAGACCAGUAUGUUCAACUUGCUAGAGACUGAUAUUGAGCAGGUCAGCCAGCUGUCCGCUCUGGUGGAGGCCCAACUUGAUUACCACAGACAAGCUGUUCAAGUCAUGGAAGAUCUUUCAGAAAAGUUGAAGAUAAGGAUGAAUGAAGCAUCUUCACAGCCUAAAAGGGAAUAUACUCCAAAGCCUAAGCCUGUUUACAGCUAUGGAGACCAAGAUCAGUCGAAUGGGGGUUUUUCUUAUGGAUCUUCAGCAGCUAGCCAACCCUCCAGUAAGGCACCAGCAGCUUCAUUCCGCUCGGAUCGACCAGUCCGUGCACCCAGUGUCCGCAGCACCUCCAUGGAUCAGCCAUGCUGCAAGGCACUGUACGACUUUGAGCCCGAGAAUGAUGGCGAAUUGGGCUUCAAGGAGGGUGACAUAAUCACGCUGACCAAUCAGAUUGAUGACAACUGGUAUGAAGGCAUGCUGCAUGGCCUGUCGGGCUUCUUCCCCUUGAACUAUGUGGAGGUCCUGGUUCCCCUUCCCCACUAGAUACUGGAGGACUUUAAAUGCAGUUUUCAGAGAACGACUUGAAGAACACUACGUUAACUCUCGAUUCAUGUCUCUCUCUCUCUUUUUUUUUUUAUUCCCCCCCCCUCCUUUCUCCCCCCAACACCAUCACUACAACCCCAACAAACCCCUCUGCAGCCUUUUCAGCAUUGUCACACUAAAAUCCCCUAAGUGACAGCUUCUUCUGCCUUAAACAGGGUGGGUGAAAAUACAUCCUGUGAAUUUGGUGGGCACUGGGGUCACUUAACAUUCCAACACAUUACAUUGCCCCCUGCAGAGGAAUGUUAACAGUAUUAAAUAUUUUGUUUGCACACUUGCAGGAGCCAUGAGAGCCGUGGUCCUGCAUACAUACACUAAAGGGACCAAACUAACAACUGAAAACUCCCCCCACCUCCACCCCACCCCCCCACCCCUUUUUCCCUUUAACUGGUGGAAUUGGAAGUGGUCUUCAGAAUUAUGGCACCAUAUUCACAGAGAUAAUUGUGAUAUUGAAGCUGUAAAGGGGUGCUGAAGUUCCGGUGCACGAUGGUUGCCUGGCGUUUCUUAACGGGGGGGUAAGUUUUGCUAAGCCACAUCUGGCCCCCUUUUGCUUACACUAAUGCUGCUGCCACUCAAGGAAAAAAAAAAAAAUCAAAAAAUAAGCACAGUUUUCAAAACACUAAAGAAUAUUCACUGCAUGUUUUUUGGGAGAGUGGAACACUCCAUGGCAGCUUGUAGGUUUCAAGACAAAAAAAAAGAAUGUGCUCGUGGCUUUAAAAUCCAUGUUUCUCCAACCUUGGGGACACAAAAGGGAUGGCAGAAGGUGACAUGGCAGGUUUUAAGAUAUGAAGAGACAAUCUGCUUUUUUUUUUUGUUUGUUUUUCUUUUCUCUCUCCCCCCCCCCCUUUACGUCCUCCACAAUGCACCCCCCCAAACCGUGCAGCGUGUUUUUUUUGUUUUGUUUUUUUAAGGAAGCACUAUUUGUGUUGUCAGGUACCGUGAGGAAACAUACUGCUUCCCUUUUUGUCACUGACCCUGUGCAACCCUAAACUGAUGAGUUUAUUAAUUCCAUAAAGUGAAGCGGGCCAUACUGGCACAGUGCAGAGGGCAGGCCCUACUUCCCCAUUUGCUCUGUGUAGUAACGCUUUUGUUUUUGUGGUAACUCGUGCACCAGGUGUCGGCUUGCUUUCCUUCAUACACCUCGUGGCUUCCACAGGUUAACUGCAGGCAGUUCCUGACCUACUCAGAAGCCCACGACCUGUCCCACUGCCUCUCCCCCUGCGCGCAUGUCUCAGACUCCCCCCAUCCCGCCUUUUGCCUUUUCAGCUCUACCAAGUAUUGUAAACCCGUAUAGCCCACCGAUCGUUUGAGAGUUUUCUAAAUGCGCCGUCCCAUCCAAUCACCCCCCCCCCCCCCCCCCAGCCCCCAACUCUACAGUGUAUUGGCGAUUUCAGCGCCUUGUGUAUUGGAAAAUGCAAAAAAAAAAGGUAAAAAUCAGUGAAUUGUAUAAGAGUCUAUCUUUUGAUAUUACAAGUCCGUUAUCAUGAUGCUUAUUCAAUUGAAAAUUUAUUUUCGUUUUGUUACAAAAUAAUCCUGCAUGUAGAAAUAUACCCCCCCACCUCCUCCAUUAUGGUAUUAAAAUAGCCAUGAACUAAUUAAGAGUCCAGGCAGCCAAGGGGAUUGUCCUCUUCUGUUUUGGAUUGUUUUAUAUUAAAAAAAAAAAAGAA